Messenger RNA from Theobroma umbraticum, 1179 nucleotides. Its product is annotated as coatomer subunit epsilon-1. Gene Ontology annotation, biological process: retrograde vesicle-mediated transport, Golgi to endoplasmic reticulum; intra-Golgi vesicle-mediated transport; endoplasmic reticulum to Golgi vesicle-mediated transport. Lineage: Eukaryota; Viridiplantae; Streptophyta; Magnoliopsida; Malvales; Malvaceae. Gene Ontology annotation, cellular component: COPI vesicle coat. The record is from RefSeq and is a predicted model, not a curated record. Gene Ontology annotation, molecular function: protein binding; structural molecule activity.
AGGAAAUGAAGAAAUAGUUAGACGUGAAAACUGAAAUUGGGGAAACCAUUGUUGAGAUCUAAGGUAAAGAAAGAAAGAAAUGGCGGCAGCAGCAGCAGCAGUUCCAGAUCACUUGUUCAAUCUAAGGAACAAUUUCUACUUGGGUUCGUAUCAGGCCGCCAUCAACAACAGCGAUCUUCCCAAUCUCUCCCCCGACGACGCCGUCGAGCGCGACUGCCUCGUUUACCGCUCUUAUAUCGCUCUCGGCAGCUACCAAUUGGUGAUCAAUGAGAUCGACUCCUCUGCUGCUACUCCUCUCCAAGCCGUAAAAUUGCUGGCUCUCUAUCUCUCCAACCCUCACGAUAAGGAAUCGACGAUUUCGAGCUUGAAAGAGUGGUUGUCAGAUCCAGCAAUUGGAAACAAUGCCAUCUUAAGGUUGAUUGCUGGAAUCAUUUUCAUGCAUGAAGAAGAUUAUAAUGAGGCUCUUAAACACACCAAUGCUGGUGGCACCAUGGAACUGCAUGCAUUGAAUGUUCAAAUAUUCAUCAAGAUGCACCGGUCGGAUUAUGCAGAAAAACAGCUAAGGGUCAUGCAGCAAAUUGAUGAGGACCAUACACUGACUCAACUAGCAAAUGCAUGGUUGAAUCUAGCAGUGGGUGGUUCAAAGAUACAGGAAGCAUAUCUGAUUUUCCAAGAUUUCUCUGAGAAAUAUCCAAUGACUGGACUGAUCCUGAAUGGGAAGGCUGUCUGCUGUAUGCACAUGGGAAACUUUGAUGAAGCUGAAACGCUGUUGCUUGAAGCACUUAACAAGGAUGCAAAGGAUCCUGAAACUCUGGCCAACCUGGUUGUAUGCAGUCUUCACCUUGGUAAAUCAUCUUCACGUUACCUAAGCCAACUGAAGCUCACACAUCCAGACCAUGUUCUUGUUAAACGUGCAUCAUCUGCAGAAGACAGCUUUGAAAGAGCAGUGCAAUCAGUUGCUUGAAGAUGUCAAGUUAGUUUUCGAUAAAAGGUCAUCGGUGCCUGUUCACAAUUGUUAUUGCUAUUCUUUUGAGUUUUGUAACCUACCAGAAUAUAUGAUCGAUAUGAGGUCUGUUGAACGAAAAGGUCCAAACCUUUAACUAGAUUGGUAAUUUUUUGGGUAUUGAUGGAUAAGGUACAUUAUAUAUAGUAAAUGUUUCUAUUACAUUUCACCUGUUU